This is a messenger RNA of Aureobasidium uvarum, 1761 nucleotides long. The record is from the annotation of a GenBank genome assembly. NCBI's taxonomy places the organism in Eukaryota, Fungi, Ascomycota, Dothideomycetes, Dothideales, Saccotheciaceae.
AUGCUUGUGUUGACAAACAUUCAGGNNGCUGCAGAACUUCUCAAUGCCUUCCCAGACUCAGAUCAUGACCUCGACUCUGCCUACGACACAGAACCAAACUCUCCGAACGGCGAAGACAAAUCAUGGUCCAAUUUCCAAUUCUCACAAGACUUGCACGAAGCCCGACUAGAACGCAGAGAGUACCCCAAGUUUCUCAUGGCCAAAUCUNUUUUCGAUUGUCGUGAAUUCGAUCGUUGCGCCGCUACUCUAAUACCCAGUCUUGUCCCACAACAACCAGUUACUAGAGAUGCGGCCAAUGCUGCCACCAAACCCAAACAAAAGCCAACGAAUCAUCUAUCAGGCCUACCACCGCUCAGUCAACGCUCUCUUUUUCUUGCUCUGUAUGCAAAAUACAUGGCUGGCGAGAAACGCAAGGAAGAAGACAGUGAGAUGAUUCUAGGUCCUACCGAUGGUUCUGUCACUCUGAACAAGGAGCUCAUCAGGAUAUCCAGCAUCCUCGAUGAAUACCUGAGCGCUCGAGGAGGCCUCUCAAGUACACACGAGUCACAAGGUUUCUUGGAGUAUCUCUAUGGAGUUGUCUUGCUGAAAGGCAAGAAUGAGACACUUGCAAAGGCAUGGCUUCUCAAAAGCGUCAACCAUUGUCCCUGGAAUUGGGGAGCAUGGCAAGAACUUGCAGAUCUGUUGAGCUCGGCCGAGGAGUCGACAGAAAAGGUCUACAACGAGAUCAAUCAAAUCAGCAGCAUCUUUCCCAACUCGGCCUUCUUGCAGACUCAGCAGUUUGAGGAGGCCGAUGGGCUGUUCGCCGACCUUCUUCUGCGGCAUCCUUACCGACUCGACUCGAUGGACUCGUAUUCAAACAUUCUCUACGUAAUGCCGUCGAGACCGAAGUUAGCACAUCUCGCGUCGGUCGCGUCAGCCAUCGACAAGUUCCGUCCCGAAACGUGCUGCAUUAUCGGAAAUUACUACUCUCAAAGCUCAGAGCACGAAAAGGCAGUCAUGUAUUUCAGACGGGCUCUCACUCUUGAUCGGCAGUUUCUGUCAGCGUGGACUCUGAUGGGCCAUGAAUACAUUGAGCUCAAGAAUACCCAAGCAGCCAUUGAAAGUUAUAGGCGAGCCGUUGACGCCAACAGAAAGGAUUACCGAGCGUGGUACGGCCUGGGUCAGGGCUAUGAACUCUUGGACAUGCAUUCGUAUGCUCUGUUCUACUUUCAGCGCGCGGUCGCUCUACAACCUUGGGACCCGAAGAUGUGGAUGGCAGUGGCAAACUCAUUCGCCAACUGUGGCAGAUUACAGAAUGCGAUACGGUCAUACAAGAGGGCGUUGGUUGCUGGAAGCUAUCUUGACAACGGUGGUGGCACAGUCAGCUUUGCAUCUUCAGCAGACCCGCUCGCUGGAGCAGUUGGAGGCGCACUGGACCCCGAGAUCCUCUAUCAGAUCGCCCUCCUUUACGAGCAGGACAAUAACAUGGACGAGGCAUCGGCAUACAUGGAACUCACGUUGGCGCAAGAAGAAGGUCCAGACGAGGACGACUUGCCACCAGGGGCGCCACUAUCCAGCGCUGGAGGAGGUAUUGGAAUCACGCAGACAACAAGCAAAGCAAGAUUAUGGCUGGCCAAGUGGAGCUUUGUCAAGCAGGAUUGGCAGCGUGCGUCGGAACUGGCAAACGAACUGUGUCAAGAUGGGGUCGAAGUGGAGGAAGCCAAAGCGCUCGUCAGGGAUGUGAGAGCUAGAUUGGAGGCCGAUGGUCAUGUAGGUGGAUGA